CUCGCGAGAUUACGGCCAGAGGCUCCUGUUCGCUGGCUCUGGAACCGCGACCAGUGGAACCUCAGCGGGCGCUGCAGCUGGAGCGAUACUCCCGCGGCGCAGUCUAGAGUCGGCCCGGUGGGGGAGAGGGUGCAGGGGGAGCGUGGUGGUCGCAGCCUCGAGCCCCGGAGCGUGCCCUUGCCCUCAGCCGGGCUCGCUCCCCGUCGCUGAGGCGCUUCCAGCAGCUGCGGCUGACAGGGGCCGCGCGGGCGCGGGACUCGGCGGGGUCGCGUCUGCCGCACCUGCGCCGCCUGCCAGCGCCGGGUCCCCGCCCGGCCAGGCGGGCGACGAGGGCCGGGGAGCCGGUGCGGGCGCAGGCGGGGCCCCUUAGGGCCACCUCCUAGCCCCGCGGCCGCCGCUGGAAGAUGUCUCAGGAGAGGCCCACGUUCUACCGGCAGGAGCUGAACAAGACAAUCUGGGAGGUGCCGGAGCGUUACCAGAACCUGUCCCCGGUGGGCUCCGGUGCCUAUGGCUCCGUGUGUGCUGCCUUUGACACAAAAACUGGGUUACGUGUGGCAGUGAAGAAGCUCUCCAGACCGUUUCAGUCCAUCAUUCAUGCCAAAAGGACCUACAGAGAACUGCGGUUACUUAAACAUAUGAAACACGAAAAUGUGAUUGGUCUGUUGGAUGUUUUUACACCUGCAAGGUCUCUGGAGGAAUUCAAUGAUGUGUAUCUGGUGACCCAUCUCAUGGGAGCAGAUCUGAACAACAUUGUGAAAUGUCAAAAGCUUACGGAUGACCAUGUUCAGUUCCUUAUCUACCAGAUUCUCCGCGGUCUCAAGUAUAUACAUUCAGCUGACAUAAUUCACAGGGACCUGAAACCUAGUAAUCUAGCUGUGAAUGAAGACUGUGAGCUGAAGAUCUUAGAUUUUGGACUGGCUCGACAUACAGAUGAUGAAAUGACAGGCUAUGUGGCCACUAGGUGGUACAGGGCUCCUGAGAUCAUGCUGAACUGGAUGCAUUACAACCAGACAGUUGAUAUUUGGUCAGUGGGAUGCAUAAUGGCCGAGCUGUUGACUGGAAGAACGUUGUUUCCUGGUACAGACCAUAUUAACCAGCUUCAGCAGAUUAUGCGUCUGACGGGGACCCCCCCUGCUUAUCUCAUUAACAGGAUGCCAAGCCAUGAGGCAAGAAACUACAUUCAGUCUUUGACCCAGAUGCCGAAAAUGAACUUUGCAAAUGUAUUUAUUGGUGCCAAUCCCUUGGCGGUGGACUUGCUGGAGAAGAUGCUUGUACUGGACUCAGACAAGAGAAUCACAGCGGCCCAAGCACUUGCACACGCCUACUUUGCCCAGUACCAUGAUCCUGAUGAUGAACCAGUGGCUGAUCCUUAUGAUCAGUCCUUUGAAAGCAGGGACCUCCUUAUAGAUGAAUGGAAGAGCCUGACCUACGAUGAAGUCGUCAGCUUUGUGCCCCCACCCCUUGACCAAGAAGAGAUGGAAUCCUGAGCACCUGGUUUCUGUUUUGUUGAUCCCACUUCACUGUGAGGGGAAGGCCUUUUCAUGGGAACUCUCCAAAUAUCAUUCAAGUGCCUCUUGUUGCAAAGAUUUCCUCCAUGGUGGAAGGGGUGUGUGUGUGCGUGCGUGUGUGUGUGUGUGUGUGCGCGUGUGUGUGCGUGUGUGUGUGUGUGUGCGCUCCUGUGCGUGUGCAUGUGUGUGUCUGUCUCUGUGGGGGGUGGGGGGUGGGGGGUAAGAGAAUAUGAGCAAACUAUGAUCACAGUGACUUCAUGUGGGGUUCCAGAAGCUCUGUGGCAGCCACUGCUUGCUCUUUGUGAGAGUCAGCUCAGGCAGGCGAGAGCUGCCCUCUGGUUAGGGUUUGUCAAAUGCAAAGUAAAAAAUAUUAAACGUCCCAGAUCCCAGCCAUGCUUUUGCCAUUUUGGCCUCUCCUGUGGCCCCGCCUUGCGGUGGGGGGUAGACGUGCCUGCAUCCCACAGUGGCACAGAGAAGGGGCUCACACUUUCUGGCUGCUUCAGAAGCCGUCCCUCAGUGACACACGCAGCCGAAAAGGACCAACUGGCUUCUGUGCGCUAGUCUGUGAUUGACUUUGCUUAAUAUGAGUCUCAGAACUCAGCAGGUAUGUCUGAAACUGUAAAUAUGCUUGUGCCUUAAAAGGAGAGAAGAAAGUGUAGGCAGUUCGAGAGCGCGGCAGAUGAACAUUCUGAGCCAGGCAAGUAGUCAGGUUGUUGGACGGCCACUCGUGAACCCAAAGUAACCAGGGAGCCCCUGGAGGCAUCGUGUGUGCAUGUGCGAGCAUGCGUGUGUGUGUGUGUGUGCUUCUCUCCCCCUCACCCCCCCCCAGGUGUUGCCCUCUCUCUGCUCGCCCCCGACCUUCAGUGCCAAGGUCUCACGCAUAUCGGCCCCAGCAGGCAGAAGCCGGUUCUUGCUGUCAGUGUACUUCCUGUGUGCUCUUUAUUCCCAGCAGAGUGAUGAUGUGUUUUGCACGUCUUGCUAUUUGAGCAUGCACAGCUGCUUGUCUGUUCUCUUCGGGAGGCCCUGGUGCCUGGCAGGUUUGCCGGUGAAGACUUCUUGGGUAGUUCAGAGCCCACGUCACCUCGGCCGAUGCCACGGGCAGGUGACAUCCUCUCUCCAGUCCCAGUGCUAUUUUGUGUUGAACACAAUUGAUACUCUAGGUGCUUUUGAUGUGAAAACUAUGAAGAAAUGGAACAGAUGGGUGGAUAGCAUUUUCACUCUUGCCGUCUGGUUUUUGACAAACUAUUUAUAGGGAACCGUCACGGGAAAGAUCAGGGCUCUUCCCGGGAAUAUCUCAGACUUUGAAAAACAAAUUGUUCUCUUCACUCCCAAUAGCCAAUGCUAAGAAAUGCUGAAAAUCAAAGUGAAAAAUAAAAACUCAUGAGGCCAGAAACUCCUUUCGCUAUCUUUGUCUAAACGUGGUUAUUAGAGAAGUAACGAGGUGUCUUUUCCACCCGUCUUUGGGAGAGGGUCUUCUUGGCAGCUUUACAUUGAAAUCUUGGUCUUGGUUUGGGGAGAAAAAGAUUUUGUUUCAGAAUUUUGUAUAUUGCAGGAAUCCUUUGAGAAUGUGAUUCCAUUUGAUGGGGAGAAAGGGCAAAUUAUUCUAAUAUUUUGUAUUUUCAACUUCAUAAAGAUGAAAUAUCCUCAGGGGUAGAGAAGAGUUGCUUCCUUAAUUUUCUGAAUUUCAGGCAUCUUGUGCCCCCUAAGGGCCCACGUAUUUAAACCUUUUGUGAAAUAAGAAAGCGUAAAGCCACUUCCACUGUUGGUGGUGCGACAAAAUCUUGUAUUUGGGACAAGGUGUAUCCAUUUCUGUAUCGCAGUGCCGUGGCGCAUGCCCUCCGGAGGGACGGGGAGCUCCCCUGAGUCAGCUGUGGAGCGAGAAGGAAGGAGGCAGGCUGAUGGGUGACCGCACCUCACCUGAGAUUCUCCCCCUCUUUAAAGAAAAAUGGACACAAAGGCCUCAUCUCCUUUAUGUGCAGUUCAAAUCCUCACAAUCCACAACAAGAUGAAUUUUAUCGGCCGUGUCUGAUUGUAAAUGCUAGUGUGAUUUCCUGAAGAAAUACUGCUCUGAGUAUUUUUCAUAAAGGUCUUUGCACAUGUGAUUGUGUAUGUGUUAGGAGUCUGAAUAUGCUCCAGGAGCCUGGACUCGGCCGGAGCCUUGGAACAGCUCGUUGGUUUCUGAGCAUCAGGCUCCCAUCUCCUGAUUUCUCUGAACAGAAAGCAAAAGAGAGAAUGAGGGAAACUGCUAUUGUAUUUGUAUUCAUGAACUUGGCUGUAAUCAGUUAUGCCGUAUAGGAUGUCAUACAAUACCACUGGUUAAAAUAAAGCCUAUUUUUCAAAUUUA
Messenger RNA from Herpailurus yagouaroundi (jaguarundi), 3852 nucleotides. It is a transcript of the gene MAPK14, whose product is annotated as mitogen-activated protein kinase 14. Gene Ontology annotation, biological process: p38MAPK cascade; protein phosphorylation. Gene Ontology annotation, molecular function: ATP binding; MAP kinase activity. The record is from RefSeq and is a predicted model, not a curated record. The coding region runs from base 405 to 1487 and encodes 360 amino acids. The transcript has 12 exons. Lineage: Eukaryota; Metazoa; Chordata; Mammalia; Carnivora; Felidae.